AUGAUAAAUGCUAAAUGGACUGUAAUAAAGUAUCUAAAAGAAAAUGCUAUAGGGAGAGAAGACGGAGAGAUCGAUACAAUAGUGGAUAGAAAUAACUCUGGAUUAAUAAACAGCAACCUUACAGAUGUCUCUUUAAAAACUGCUAGAGAGGAGCUCCAAGCUGGUUUCACAGACCCUCUAUGUCUGUAA
Molecule: messenger RNA, 189 nt
Organism: Cinara cedri
Lineage: Eukaryota; Metazoa; Arthropoda; Insecta; Hemiptera; Aphididae
Source: the annotation of a GenBank genome assembly